UUCUAGAGGUCGAUCCGAUGGGCAACGCUGGCCUGUUCUGCUGCACCACCUCGCCGCAGACGCUAGAGGACGGAGCGCAGGCCAGGAACAACAAGAAGCCGGCGACGCCUCCGAGCCAGAGCCGCAGCCAGGAGCCGAGCCCCGCCAGGGCGAACCCCAAGCCCCGGCGCCGGCCCAAGGAGAAGCCCAACCCGUACGCCCCGCGCGGCGGCGCGGCCGCCGCGAACCACUCUCCUAAACCCGUGCGCGUGCUGGACGGCGUGGUGCCGCACCACCCGCGCCUCCGCGUCACCGAUAAGUACCACAUGGGCCGGGAGCUCGGGCGCGGCGAGUUCGGGGUCACGCGCCUCGCCACCGACCGCGGCGCCACGCGGGAGCGGCUCGCCUGCAAGUCCAUCCCCAAGGCGCGCCUCCGCACCGCCAUCGACGUCGCCGACGUGCGCCGGGAGGUGGCCAUCAUGGCGUCGCUGCCGGACCACCCGGCGCUCGUGCGGAUGCGCGCCGCCUACGAGGACGACGACGCCGUGCACAUCGUCAUGGAGCUCUGCGACGGCGGGGAGCUGUUCGACCGGAUCGUGGCGCGCGGGAGGUACACGGAGCGGGCCGCGGCGGCGGCGGCGAGGACGGUGGCGGAGGUCGUGCGCGCCUGCCACGCGCACGGGGUCAUGCACCGGGACCUCAAGCCGGAGAAUUUCUUGUACGCGGGCAAGAGCGAGGACGCGCAGCUCAAGGCCAUCGACUUCGGGCUAUCCGUCUUCUUCCGACCAGGUGAGAGGUUCUCGGAGAUCGUGGGCAGCCCGUACUACAUGGCUCCGGAGGUGCUCCGCCGCAACUACGGCCCGGAGGCGGACAUCUGGAGCGCCGGCGUCAUCCUCUACAUCCUCCUCUGCGGCGUCCCGCCAUUCUGGGCCGAAACGGAGCAGGGCGUGGCGCGUUCCAUCCUGAAAGGGGUGUUGGACUUCGAGCGGGAGCCAUGGCCCCGGAUCUCCGACAGCGCCAAGAGUCUCGUCCGCCAGAUGCUAGAGAUGGACCCCCGGAAGCGCCUCACCGCCCGCCAAGUCCUCGAGCACCCGUGGCUGCAGGGCGCGAAGACGGCGCCGAACGUGCCGCUGGGGGACGUGGUGCGGGCGCGGCUGAAGCAGUUCGCGGUGAUGAACCGGUUCAAGAAGAAGGCCAUGCGGGUCAUCGCGGAGCACCUGUCGGCGGAGGAGGUGGAGGUGAUCAAGGAGAUGUUCGCGCUCAUGGACACGGAGCGUAAGGGCAGGGUCACGCUGCCGGAGCUCAAGGCCGGGCUCGCCAAGGUCGGCUCCAAGCUCGCCGAGCCCGAGAUGGAGCUGCUCAUGGAGGCCGCCGACGUGGACGGCGACGGCUACCUCGACUACGCCGAGUUCGUCGCCAUCACCAUCCACCUCCAGCGGCUAUCCAACGACCAGCACCUCCGCACCGCGUUCCUGUUCUUUGAUCGGGAUAGCAGCGGGUACAUCGAGCGCGGGGAGCUGGCCGACGCGCUCGCGGACGAGUCCGGCAGGGCCGACGACGCUGUGAUCGACCAUGUCAUGAAGGAGGUCGACACGGACAAGGACGGCCGGGUCAGCUUCGAGGAGUUCGUGGCGAUGAUGAAGUCCGGGACGGACUGGAGGAAGGCGUCGCGGCAGUACUCCAGGCAGCGGUUCAAGACACUGAGCAACAGCCUGAUGAAGGACGGCUCGCUCUCCAUGGCGCUCGCUGACGAUGACAAAUAGAUGCACCUUCAGACUUCAGAAAUGCUUGUUUUCUCGUCGAUGGGAUGCUUGGUUUUUUAUGACUCUACAUCGAUUCAAUGGAAUUCAUUGUAGUAGCAGUUUGUUCGUAUACUCGUUGUAGAAUGUCUGAAUCUUCAGGAGGGUUGGUUAAUAGGGAGGUGCUUUUGGUCUGGCGUUGGAUCGAUCAUGCCUGUAAUUAUGUGUGGUAGAGGAAACAUCCAAGUCCCUCAAGUGUUCAUUGCUGGAUUUGUUUUACUAGACCGAGGUUCCUCCUGGUUUCGAAGAAACUUCAUACACUAAUUUGGGUCUUAUUUGAUUUGUAGGAAUGAAAUCAUAGAAGAAAAAUGCUA
Messenger RNA from Lolium rigidum, 2092 nucleotides. Its product is annotated as calcium-dependent protein kinase 9-like. The transcript has 4 exons. Gene Ontology annotation, biological process: protein autophosphorylation; intracellular signal transduction; peptidyl-serine phosphorylation. Gene Ontology annotation, cellular component: cytoplasm; nucleus. The record is from RefSeq and is a predicted model, not a curated record. NCBI's taxonomy places the organism in Eukaryota, Viridiplantae, Streptophyta, Magnoliopsida, Poales, Poaceae. Gene Ontology annotation, molecular function: calcium-dependent protein serine/threonine kinase activity; calcium ion binding; calcium/calmodulin-dependent protein kinase activity. The coding region runs from base 18 to 1742 and encodes 574 amino acids.